AUGGAAAAAAGAUCUAACGACAGCUUUAGGCAGUAUGCCCAAAGGUGGAGAGAUAUAGUUGUGCAAGUUCAUCCACCAUUAGAGGAGGAAGAAACUAAUAUGUUUUUUGUAAAUACUCUGAGGGCCCCGUUCUUUGGACAUCUUAUUGGAAAUUCAUCCAAGAAUUUUGAUGAUAUAGUCAACGCAGGAGAAAUGAUUGAGAUGGCGAUCAAAAGCGGGAAGCUAGACGGGGGAGAAUCUAGCCGAAAACCUCCAGCAAGAAGGAAGGAUAAUGAUGUUAGUAAUGUGAAGAAAUAUGAUUCUAAUAACAUUACAGUAUCUCGACCUCAAACCACCAUAUCGUCUGCACUAAAUCCUGUUAAACAAGGGGUGAAAGAACCAAGACAAGAAAGGAAAAGGGUUCAAUUUGACCUCAUCCCUAUGACCUAUAAAGAACUAUUCCAGAUCCUGUACGACAAACAUGUGGUGUCACCUUACCACACUUCUCCAAUACAACCUUCUUACCCAAAAUGGUUUGACAUCAAUGCUCAAUGUGAGUAUCAUGCGAGGGCAUCAGAGCAUUCAAUUGAAAACUGUCUAGCCUUUAAAAAGUUAGUGCAAAGAUUAAGGCAAAUAAAUGUCAUCAAUUUCGGUGAUAGCGAGCAGCCUAAUGUGGCUCAGAAUCCACUACCGAACCAUGCAGGGGCAGGGGUUAAUGUUGUCAUUGAAGAAAGAGGAAAUGAGGUUAUAACCAGAGUCAAUGAAGUAAAGUCACCCAAGUAUUGGGUAUGGGGGCAAAUGGUCAAAGUAGGCUGGUUGACCUUUAAUGAUGAGGGGAAUAAGUAUGCUUGCCCCUACCACCAUUGUGAAGAUCAUGUUAUUGAAUAUUGUGAUGAGUUCAAGGCCUUGGUUCAAAGGCUGAUGGAUAGUAAAGACAUGGAAUUUUACAAUGAAGCUAAGAAAGAGAAAGAGGUAGAGAUUUGCGCUUCCGAAGGCACAUCCAAGGGACUUUACAAUACUAACUGCCCUUUAGUCAUCACACCGAAAGCCCGGACUAUGGAAAGUUCCGAGGCUGCUAAGGAAGAGGUGGAUGAGGUAGGCGGCCACUUUACCAAAAGUGGGAGAUGUUAUUCUCCCAACCAGACCUGUGAGCUUGAGAAUAGAGCAAUCGUUGAUAAAGGGAAAAUGGUUGAGAUAUUGCUGAAAGAUGAUGAGCCAACAAUUAAGGAGCCAGUAACAGAGAACGAGACUGUGGAGUUUUUAAAUUUUUUGAAGCAUAGCGAGUACAACAACGUCGAACAACUACACAAGUUACCAUCUCGUAUCUCGAUCCUGGCUCUACUAUUAAGUUCUGAGGCACAUCGAAAUGCCUUGCUGAAAGUCUUGAAUCAGACUUUCGUACCGAAAGAUCUGCCAGUAGAAAAGAUAGAUCGACUGGUUGUAAAUAUUCAGGCGGAUAACUUUAUUUCUUUCUCUGAUGACGAGAUCCCAUCUAGAAUGAUGGGCAACCCCAAAGCCCUGCACAUUACCAUCAGGUACAAGAGACAUGUGUUAUCACGAGUACUGAUCGAUAACGGCUCUGCCCUAAAUGUGACGCCAUUAAUAACCUUGAAGAAACUCCCGGUCGACAGUACACACAUGAGAAAUUGCCAAAGCAUUGUUCGAGCUUUUGACGGAACAAAGAAGGAGGCAGGAGCCAUGCCAUCCACUAUGUAUCAGAAACUCAAAUUUGUAAUUGAGGGGAGUUUGGUAUGCCUUAAUGUUGAGGAAGAUAUCAUUGCUUCCAUAUCUACUACCUCCCCAUAUGUCGAAGUAAAUGAAGAUGUGGUCGAGUGCUCUUUCAGAGCCUUGGAAUUUGUUAAUGCCACCUUUGUUGCUGAAAGAAAGAAAAUUCCAAAGCCAAGGUUGUCCAACUGUACCAAAAUGGAACUGAAAAUGACUUUGGGAAGAGGAGCCAAGGUUGGGAGAGGGCUUGGAAGUCGCUUACAGGGAAAUAUUAGUCUAGUUUUUCCCAAUAUUAAGCGAGAUCGUUUUGGUCUGGGAUAUCGUCCGACCUUAAAAGAAAAGUUAAAAAAUGUUUAA
Hibiscus syriacus is the source of this 2061-nucleotide messenger RNA. RefSeq lists its product as uncharacterized. The record is from RefSeq and is a predicted model, not a curated record. The coding region runs from base 1 to 2061 and encodes 686 amino acids. NCBI's taxonomy places the organism in Eukaryota, Viridiplantae, Streptophyta, Magnoliopsida, Malvales, Malvaceae. The transcript is spliced from 3 exons.